This is a messenger RNA of Selaginella moellendorffii, 761 nucleotides long. Its product is annotated as ylmG homolog protein 2, chloroplastic. The transcript is spliced from 3 exons. Gene Ontology annotation, biological process: chloroplast fission. Gene Ontology annotation, cellular component: membrane. The record is from RefSeq and is a predicted model, not a curated record. NCBI's taxonomy places the organism in Eukaryota, Viridiplantae, Streptophyta, Lycopodiopsida, Selaginellales, Selaginellaceae. The coding region runs from base 27 to 674 and encodes 215 amino acids.
UUUAAAGAAAAUUUUAAGUUUCGGCUAUGGCGAACAAUGGCGGAGGAGCUCCUCCGGCGCCAAUGCUCCUUCUCGCGCUCCCCAAUCCACACGCGCUGCUCGACAAUCCUCUCGCCAGGUCCGCGGCAUCCCGCAUUGAAGAGCUCCAGGGUAGAAUCAAGGAGGCCUUUUCACAGGCGCUAGCUUCGCUUCCUCCACAGCUACGUAAUCUCUUCCCGGAUCGAUUGACAGCUUCCCAGAUAUCCAGGCGAGCAAUUCUCUCGAAUCGUAGCAGCCCACUUCGUUGCCAGAACUUUGCCGCGAUAAUUCCCGGGGACUCUCUCGCCGAGCUCGUCGUCACCAGAGGCAUCACGAAUUUCUUCAGCCUCUACAACACUCUUCUCAUCGUCCGGAUUAUCUGUACUUGGUUUCCAGACGCUCCGCGAGCCAUCGUCAAUCCAAUCAGCACUGUCACUGAUCCUUACUUGAAUCUCUUCCGGGGACUGAUACCACCACUGGGAGGAACGCUUGAUUUUUCUCCAAUCCUGGCUUUCCUUCUUCUCGAUGCAUUCGGUAAUGCCGCUACUGCGCUGCCUGCCGAGUUACCCAAGCCGGAAGCUGGAAUUUCUGCUGCUGCUGCUUCUCGGCGGAACUGGAGACAGAGAAAGUUUCUUCCCAGGAAUAGCUCACCAUAGCUCGAGCUCUCGUUUUGUGGAAUCCAUCUGAUAAUGUGGAGCAGCAUUCCCAAAAUCAAUCAUUCACUCUUGCCGUGCCUACGUAAA